CUGUGUAGUUGAUAUUUACGUCACAAGUGCAAAGCAAUGGAAAAUGAUUGUCUACAAUCUAUACAAAAACUUCGAUGCUUUCAAGUGUUUUAUGACAUUGGAUUUCUUCCCUAUAAAAUAAGCGGAGAACAGAAUAAACUGCUCAAACAGAGACCGGAAGUUACAUCAGUAGUCAGGCAUCAGAGAAGGCAUCCACUCGGAUUCAACGUAAAUCUCUAUAACCUACAAAAUGCUCAGAACAAACCAAUAAACGAAAGACUUUUAUCAAGCUCCCGUACAUCGAAGACCUCGGGAGAACCAUGUCCGACCGAGCAGUCAGAAGUCCAUUGGAAGGAAGAUGUAGGCAUUGUAAAGAAGCGAAAGUUUGACUGGAGGGCGUAUCUCGCCUCCUUGCAGUUCACAGAAGAUACUCAUCCGCCCCAUACAUUAUCACAUAAUCCUAAUUUAAUAAGGCGCCCAAGGAUUCAUGUCUCUCCACCAUUAAAAGAAACAGAACUGCUAUUUAACAACUUCACAAAGCAAUUGAUCCUUAGGCAAAUGAUUUUUCCUACGAUUAAAGAUCAGUAUAUUUUUUACAUGAAGAAUUUUCCUCUUUUGCUUGAAAGAAAAAGAGAUGAAGAUAUUGUAACUAAACCACGAAAAAGAACACCAUCUCCCAAACCCGUGGCAGGACCAGAAUUAAAGCGCGGAAUUGAGCUGAAAUGUCGUCUUAUUGAUCUUCAGCGUGAUGUCUAUGCCUUAGAGAGGGAAGAACCGGAUAUCCUUUUUGAAACAGAACUCCGGGACAGCGUGUUCGAUCCUACAACCUGGGAUUGGAAUAAAAUUGUGUGGCCCUUCUACAUCCCCAAGCCAUCCCGAGAGAGUAGGAGACGGAGAUUAAUAUCCCCCAUAUAAAGCAAACCAUCAUGUAUUCAAUUUAAUUCAUUAUUUCUUGAUUGGAGACUCCAACAAAUAAAAGGCACCUUAUAGUCA
Messenger RNA from Saccostrea cuccullata (small rock oyster), 972 nucleotides. RefSeq lists its product as uncharacterized. Bases 37 to 894 code for a protein of 285 amino acids. The transcript has 2 exons. Lineage: Eukaryota; Metazoa; Mollusca; Bivalvia; Ostreida; Ostreidae. The record is from RefSeq and is a predicted model, not a curated record.